GCCGGCACUCUCUUCCUUACCACCGCACAAUACAUCCAACCAAACCUGGUUGACCUGACAUCGCCAUGUCGUCGACGAGAGCGCGGCGGAGCGGCGGCCGGCAGUUCGCGGUGGGCGGCCGGUGGCGGCACGUGGCCGUGGUGGACACGGGGUGCGGGUGCCGCCCGCGCCGGCCGAGGCUGCCGCUCAUGAGCCUGCCCUCCUUCCUCAGGCCGUCGGUCACCAGGAGCGGCAGCAGCUCCCGCUCGUCGUCCUUGUUCCCCUCCUCCGCCUCCACCGCGUCUUCUGCCUCCGCCGCCACCUACUCCUCCUACUCCUCCUCCAGUAACCAUGCCAACCACCCCGCCUCCGCCCACGUUUACAAGCACCGCCAGGAGCCUGCAGUGCCCUACGGGGUCACGGCCAAUGCGUCGGCGCCGGCGCCGGCGCCGGUUGCGAGGAACAAGGCGGGCAGCAGGGCGAAGAAGAGGCGCGAGAAGAUGGCAGUGCCGGCCGAGGAAGAGGAGGAGGAGGGCGUCGGGGUGGCGGUAGAGAAGGAGUCGUCGGACCCCCGGGCCGACUUCCGUGACAGCAUGGUGCAGAUGGUGGUGGAGAUGGGGCUCUGCGACUGGGACAGCCUCCGCUGCAUGCUUCGCCGCCUGCUCGCCCUCAACGCGCCGCGCCACCACGCCGCCAUCCUCGCAGCCUUCGCCGAGGUCUGCGCCCAGCUCGCCUCGGAGCCUCCCCCGCCGCCGCCUCCGGCGUAUCAGUACGACUACUACUACUGACGAGUGACCAGUCGUCGGCUCGGCAAGCCGGCCAGGUCGUCCACUUCUGUGUGGGGGCUGAUCUCGAGAUCCUGGUACCACCUGGUGUACACGCAUCCCAGUCUGGGCGAGGUUACCGGGUGGUGAUAGGAUCUCUCGGAAGAUAAUUUAAGCUGCAGUAGAAGAAACUUACUAGUAGUAGUCGCAGUUUUAUGUGUGGACAGUCAGUUGUUCGUCUAGCUCUGGGUUUCUUUCUU
This is a messenger RNA of Triticum urartu, 1003 nucleotides long. RefSeq lists its product as uncharacterized. Gene Ontology annotation, biological process: negative regulation of DNA-templated transcription. NCBI's taxonomy places the organism in Eukaryota, Viridiplantae, Streptophyta, Magnoliopsida, Poales, Poaceae. The record is from RefSeq and is a predicted model, not a curated record.